AGGCGAGCGCUCGUCGGUCCACAUCGACCACGGGGCGUCCGACUCCGAGUCGCUCUCGGACGGGCAGCUGGACGUGUCGGUGCGUGGGGCAUGGUCCGCUCUGAGCCAGGAGGACUCCGACCCGCUGGCGAGCGCGCGGAUCAACUCCUCCGCGUCCGAGGAGGAGGCGGUAGACCAGGAUGCGCAGGGGGGCUCCAGCCUGGAUGCGGCGGCGGCGCAGCUCGUCUCCCUGCGCCGCCUCCGUCAGCAGGUGACCUGCUUGGAGGAGGAGCUGGAGUCGCGCGACGCGGAGGUGUCGCGCCUGAAGCGUCACGUCGGCCGGGGCGGCGUCUCCCAGCGCGCGAUGACGCCCAAGACGUCGUGAGUGCCGCUGGUGGGGCUCCUUCACCGGGAAGGUGGGCCCGCCGGUGGGAGGCUGCCUGAGCGCCCGCACCCCUCGGGGAGGAAGGGCGCUGUGCCGCAUCGAGGCCCCCCCCCCAGCAGCAGAUACCUAAUCUGACCAUGCGGCGGGGGAGGGCUUGCGUCCCUUGGGACACGAAUUCGGCCCAUGCUUCGCAUGGCAGCCAGAACAGCUAAUGAAUGACUGUCCCGCCUCCGCCAGGGCCAGGAGUGCCAGGCGGGGAGGCCGCUCGGGCAACGGCUGCUGACCAGCUGGGGUCCGAUGCAAGGGCAGCGGCCUGGCCGCUUCCUUGCCUCAUCGUCUGGAGGGAGCCUGGCGUGCUCUGCGGCUGGCCUUGCAGCGGUUCGGGGGAAGUUGCGCCUCUGCGUCGUGUCUCAGUGAGGUCGCGCUUCUUCUCACGCGUGAUGGAGGCCCGUGCGCCAGAGUUCUGCUGC
Messenger RNA from Prorocentrum cordatum, 834 nucleotides. NCBI's taxonomy places the organism in Eukaryota, Dinophyceae, Prorocentrales, Prorocentraceae. The record is from the annotation of a GenBank genome assembly.